This is a messenger RNA of Nasonia vitripennis (jewel wasp), 1184 nucleotides long. RefSeq lists its product as uncharacterized. The transcript has 3 exons. Gene Ontology annotation, molecular function: protein binding. NCBI's taxonomy places the organism in Eukaryota, Metazoa, Arthropoda, Insecta, Hymenoptera, Pteromalidae. The coding region runs from base 321 to 1160 and encodes 279 amino acids. The record is from RefSeq and is a predicted model, not a curated record.
UUCGAUGCCGCACGCGAAACACAUACAACACCGGCCUUAAUUAUACACAGUCCGCAUCGGGGCGAAUGAAUCAGACGCGCUGCUGGCGUUUCUAUGAAUUUUAAUGAAUCUGAAAUGCGAAAAAAGACCGCCGAUAGUACCGUUCGACAAUCCGCGGCGAAAUUCACGCGUGUCUCUGUAGCUCUCGUCAGUCUGUCGCGAAGCCAACCUAAAAAUCAAGGGUAAACAAGUUUGAAAAUUGCCCAGACUCCGUAAGCAUCCGACCUUGCCGGAAAAAUUUGACGCCGAGUAUAAAAGAGAAAUGCCUCGUGGCAUCGAGAAUGGAGCUCCAUCCCGCGAAUAAGUUGCCUUGGGUGCUGCGACCCCGUCGCAAUAAACGCGUUAUGAGAUCUGUUGUCCAGACUUCGAGUAAAGAGGUCCAAACGAUAGAACGGAACGCGGAUAGCUCGGAGAUGAGCUUCCUCGGUCUACCGCUGGACGUCCAGCUGGAGAUCCUGAAAUACCUGGGCCCUCGCGACCUGCUAGUUCUCCGGAAGCUCUCCAAAGGAUUCGAGAAACUGCUGCGGAACCGGACGAUCUGGAAGGCUUACGAGAUCUGGAUGAACGACCUGAGCACGGCUGAGGUGAUGGAGGACCUGAAGCGGAUGCCGUUGCUGCGCUCGAUCAGCAUCCGGAACCGAGUCUCCUGCGACCUGAUUCUCCGGCAGAUCUCGGUGUCUAACAAGCGCGUGGAGCAUCUCGUCGUGAUCGACUGUACGGGCGACGGCAGGGUAAACCUGGCCUCGGGGUACCUCACGCGCAUACUCGAGCGCUGCCUCAAGCUCCGGAGCUUUCGAUUAAAAGGCGUCUACUUCUGCGGCGUCAAGUUUUACCGACUCCUCGGCGCGGCCGUACCUCAGCUGCGCGAGUUUCACGUCGACAACAUCCGCUACAAUCAGCUCGCCGCCUUCGUCCGACAGAUCGAGAGCAGGACUGUCGUCGAGUCGGCUGAUUGUCCUUACUCUCUCAAAUUCGAGACGUAUCUCGAGUGCGCGAGGCAGACGUUCCGCGAUGGCACGCUCAGCCUGUGCACCAGCUUCGACUUCGUCGUCGAGAAGCAGGACACGCUCCUGUCGCUGUAUCAGGGCUGUGUACUGUGUGCAACGUUACCGUCUUUGUAAAUACACACUCGUUGGACUGAGCUA